This is a messenger RNA of Lonchura striata (white-rumped munia), 747 nucleotides long. The record is from RefSeq and is a predicted model, not a curated record. NCBI's taxonomy places the organism in Eukaryota, Metazoa, Chordata, Aves, Passeriformes, Estrildidae.
UUCAGAGUACCUUGUAGAAGAUAACCUGUUGAAGUCUGCUGAUUGAAAGGAGUGUUUUUGUUCACAGAAAACUAAAGUAAACUUGAAAAAGUUAACUUUAGGAAUGGUAAACUAAUUCUAAAUGGUAGUUUAAUGAAAGGGUAUCUCUUUGAGGAUCUCAUUUUAGAUAAAAUUAAAUGUUAGCAGAAUGCUGCCACCUCACUGUUGUAAUUUCUUCCAUUACCAAGACUGUUGAGAUAGAGAAUGGACGGAAUGUAGAAUUGAUAGAUGUAAACGACAAUGCUCCAGAAUUUCAGCAAGCUAAUUAUAGUGCUUCAGUAUCAGAGGUAGCUGGAAUUAAUUCCACAGUUAUAAAAGUGGAAGCUGAGGAUAAGGACUUUUCACCAGAAUUCAGCAUCCUUACUUACAGUCUUUGGGGCCCAAACUCUGAUUACUUUUCUAUAAGGGAAGGAGAUGGAAACAUCAUGGUGAAAAAACCACUGGAUUACAAUGAAGUCAACUUUUUCAAUUUAACAGUCCAAGCAAAGGAAAAAUUUGGAAACCAGAGUGCCACUGCAUCAUUAAUAAUUAAUGUGGAAGAUUAUGAUACCUUGAACCCCUAUUUCAGUCAAUCUGUGUACCAUGGGAAUAUCAGUGAAAACCAGGUAAAAGCUCUUCUCUGAAUGCUGCUGUUACCAGAUAAACUGGCCAUGAAUUAUAUGAAGCAUAAAAUUUUCUGUGAUAGAAACAUGUAAUUUUGUAUUUUGG